AUGGCUGCGGCGCUCUUCUCCCAGGUUCGGCUGGAACUCGACGUCGCCAAGACCGGAGUGUGGCGCCCAGACGGCCGCGCCGCCUCGCUGCCGGACGGCGCUGGGGCGUGGGUCGCCGACGCCCUCCCGUGUCUGGGCAGCGCAGUGAUCUUCGCCGGAGCCCGCCCAGACGAGGGCGACGACGAGUGGCGGGGCACCCGCGCGGAGAUUCUCGACCAGACCUCUCCGGCCGCCGCGGCCCCGCGGCCGGCUGCGUUCGGCGACGCGCUGGAGGACCUGCGGGCGGCUGGCCCGGCGAAGCAGCGCUGCUUUGCGCUGCUCCGCCAACGGCGUGUGACGCACCUGCGGCGAGCCAGGCUGGCACCGCGCGGCCGAUGGCGCUCCUUCGACGACGGGGUGGUCGUGCAGAUCGAGCGCUUGGCGGGGCCGGGAUUCACUGCGAACGGCCGGGAGGUCCUAAGGGCGGGGCAGGCGGCGCCCGGCCUGGCCUGGGCGGAGGAGGCCGCGCCCGAGCUCACGGCCGCGGUGUCCGAGGCCAAGGCGAGGCUCCGCGCCGACGGCGCCUGGGUGCCCUGGGGCUCCCGGUGCGUGGUCAAGCAGAGAACCUGCUCCCGCCGGGUGGUGGGCCGCCGGCGCCGCUGGUUCCUCGACCGCGCCUCUCCGGGCCUGAAGCGGGGCUCUUCCAGUCCCAUGGCGGGGCGGCGCCUGCUUGGCAACGACGAGUUCGCCGCGGCCCUGCGCCGGCGGCUGCUCUACGAGGACCCAGCCGGCACUGGCGGCAGACCUUGCUGCAACGCUGCCCGUGGCACUGCGCUGCAAUGCGGGGCCUCGGCGCGCGAGCCGCUUGCCGUGCGCGCCGACGAGCGCCCCGCGGGACCUGGGUUUGCGCGCCGCCACGACGGCGCGCGGGGCGCGCUGGGCGAGUGGCUGGUCGAGCGCCACGGCCAGAACGCGGUCGGCUUCGAGCGGCGCAUCCCCACCUUGGGCCGGCGCGCGGGCGAGGGCAUCCAACGUGCCGCCCUCGACGCGGUGCUGGCGCACCCCGGCGGGCGGGCGUGGUGCGACGUGGGCGUCGCCGAGGGGCUGCCGGCCGCGGCCGCUGAGGGGGCCGGCGAGGCGCUGGGCGGCGCCGCGCUGCCGGGCCGCAGAGCAGACCGGCCGAGCGCCCCGGACGGCCCGGAUACCGCCGCCCACAUCCACGAGACCGCCGCCCAGACGGUGAAGGGGGCCAAGCAGCUCUGGGGCAACCUCAGCGGGCUCUGGCGGGAGGCGCAGUCCGCCGUGGCCGACCAGAUCGCCACCCUGCAGGGCGGCGAG
Molecule: messenger RNA, 1317 nt
Organism: Prorocentrum cordatum
Lineage: Eukaryota; Dinophyceae; Prorocentrales; Prorocentraceae
Source: the annotation of a GenBank genome assembly